CGGCCGGUGCGCUCGCGCAGUCAUGCUGUGCUCUGCGCGUUGUUCUUGCUUUCUUUGCCGUGAAUUACAAUCGUGUCAAGCCGCAGACGGUCGGAAACCACCCGCGAAACACAACAUGUGUGACAAUUUUAUACUUAAAAAAGCUGAAGCCUGGGAGCCUAUGAAAUUCAUUCGUGGAGCUGCUAGAUUUUCUGUGAGACAUUGGCAGAACCGGGAACCGAUCGCAGCUCCGAAAACUCGUGUUUCACCCCACAAGUCGACAAGCUGUGAACAGUUAUAUCUCAAACCAUCUGAGGAUUCUGGUCCUUACGUAUUGCGAAAAGCUCCAAGUUCAGAUCGUGUUAAACAAAUGGAGCGCAAACCAGUCUUUAAGCUUCUGGGCAAUUCUCGUUCAAAAAAAAUAACUAGUAUUGAGGCGCCGGACUCAAAUCUGAGAAGAUCCGUUUUGAAUUUUAGAAAAAAUGAAAUGACUAAUUCCAAAAAUAUUCAUGAAAAAUAUAUUCCGUUAAGACGAGCCCCUUCUCCUUUGGAACACAUUUAUAGCGAACCAAAGCAAUGGCCAACGCAACUUGACGACUGUUGUAGACCUCCAAUAUAUCAAAGUGUUGAAAAGAAAAUGUCCUCGAAUAAAGAAGCUUCAUGUGAAAAAAAAAUGUACAACCAUCGACCUCCCUGUUAUGACGAAUUAGCAGAAAGGCUAUCCCAUGAGAGAUUGAAAAAAAAUAGCAACCCUGUUCCUGAUGGAGGGUUAAGUAAUAAAAUUACACAAAACAAUAACAAAGUAGUUAUAUAUUUUGGAGAUUCCAUUAUUAGGAAACACAAUGAACUGAAGAAAGAAGUUAAUGAGCUUAAAGAAGAUUCCGCAAUUCGAAAAGAGGAUAUCAAGCAUAAAGAAGAAGCAAUUUAUGCAAAUAAACAGUCCAUUGAAAAUGAAAACUUCCAUUUAAGUCAGGAAAUUGACAGAGGAGGGACAAAAUUAGUUUCAGAAAUUGAAGUUCCGGAAGGUAUUUAUUCUGAAAUCAAAAAUGACGAUAUUAAUGAAGACACUAAUGUAGUGACUAUUAAUGAUGCCACUUACAAAAAAGACGUCUAUGAGACUGUUAGUUCCGAUGGAUUUCUGGUUGUUGAGUUUGAAGGUAACUUCGAAAGAGCACGUCAAUUAGUUGAACUUGUGCAUGGAAACAAUGUUGACCAAAAUGAGGCGACCGUGCUCGAUGAAGAUGACCAAUGUGACUGGAGUUUCAUACAAGACUGGAGAAAACGGCCUUCGAGCGGAUGUCGUCCUACUGAGGAGUGGUGCGGCGCGGGUGUGUCGGGAGCGCGUGCGUUGCGCGUGCGCGUGUCGAGCGCGGCGGCGGGCACGGCAGCACAUGCGAGAUGUCUCUCCCCUCCGCCACAUGCACACCGGGCGACAACUCCACCACCUCCGCCGCCAGUGGAUCAAACUCCAAAGACUAAUACUGAGGAGGUAGUAUCCCCGGACGCAAGCGUGGCCCAGUUGAAACCCGUGACCGCUGUGUCGGGGAGUACAGCUGCCAGCACGCCUGUACGCAGCGCGCCCGCGCAGAAUAGUCUAGCGUUAGAGAGACGCAAACACGAACAUCGAUCUGUGGACUCUUCACAUAUACAGCUGCAAAAUGGUGUACGUGAGUGCAACAGCAGUUCAGAUGAGAACAGGUCAUCGGGACAUGCUUCUAUGUCGGAUAGCGGUGGAGGUGACGCGGGGAGGGACGAACCAAGACGGGCCAAGCAGCCGCCUCACGGACGAAAUAAACAUCGCCCGCAUAAUAAGUUACAAUCCCCUUGGCCGGGUGGUGGUGGGUUAGAAGAAAUCAGGUCAGCCAUCAAGCAGUUGACUCUACGUUCUCGGGACAGCAGCAGUACAGCUACCAGCGGUGCAUCAAGUGCGGGCGGUAGCAAUAAUGGUGCACCGGAUGGCGUCAGUGCAGCCGAGGCACGUCGUCGUCGGGCGCCACUCGUUCGUCAGCCUUCACUAGACACCGUCUGUACAAACGUCACAAGCGCCGACGAGUUCGUAUGGGUGGACUCACAUAAUAGACUAGUUGAACUUCGUUGCGUGCCGUGGACGGCUGGCGAGGUGUCCCGAGCGAUACAAGCAGGUCGUUGUCGGGAUAUAGCACCCCGUAUGGCACCAGACUCACCUCCUAGACUGGCCUACUUAUUACAGAGAGCUUUGGUUCGGAUAGGGCGGGAAGCUCAGCGUCUGUCACAGAACUUCUGCUUCUGUUCCAAGCACGAGGUGGCUGGCGCUUUCCGAAUCGUACUGAGUACACCGUUAGCUGAUUCUUGUAUAAAGGGUUGUCAACGUGCAGCGACUAUGUAUGCAACGUCAGUAAGCGCUGCAAGAAGACUAGGCUCGGCGGCUCGAGCGCGCACAGGUCUAGCACCUGGACGUUUUCAGCGCUGGAUGUUGGACGUGCGCGUCGCGGCAUUCGUACACGAAUACGCAGCCAUUUAUCUUUGUGCGGGAAUGGAGACUUUAUUGGAAGAGAUUGCUUUAAUAGCGGCUGGCACUGGCACAUCACCGAUUACACCAGCCACCAUCGAUCACGCGGUUGCAAACUGCGCUGACCUAUGGGGAUUGUUACAACCAUACAGCCAUUUAAAUGCGGGGAGAAUUGCUUCAGGAGCAUUAUCGCUUUCUCGAUGGGAGUCAAUGAGUUCCUUGGGCUCUGGGUCGUCGUCUCACCGACAGCUGGGCAUGAGCCAUGAUUCCGGAAUAACUACUAAUGGCUCUGGCGGAUCUGGCACGUCGGCGGGCUCCAGUAGCGGAUCGGUGUUGUUAACGACGUGUGCAGGCUCCUCUGGCGAACUGCGAGCUGUGCUGCGACAAGUCAGCCCCAGACAACCACCACUUAGUCCAGCCGCUGAACGUGCGCUCUAUUACUUCAUGAGAUGCUCCCAGUUGGAGCAUACAUCUAGCGGUGCGUCGGGUGCUGGAUGUGGCGCAGGUCUGUGGGAGGAGCGUGGUGCCGGCGCGCUGCCUCCUCUUGGUGAAUGGGUGAGAGCAGCACGAGCUCAUGCAGCAAUGCGUCCUCCCCCCGCCAUACCUGAUGCCGACGAUAUAUUACAAGCUGCCAGGCUACUAUUACCGCAUGCAGACUGCCCACCGAGACCUAUUACUUUGGAGGAAGCGAUUGAGCCUGCAUGGUCACGUUGCUCACGUUCGCCGGAUGAAUUGGGUCGGGCAGCAUUGGGGCUAGCUCAGCGGGCUCUGUUAUCUGGUCGCCCCGAGCUAUUAAACGGAGUCCGCGCUCUGCUACCGGCAGCUGGCAUUGAUGCUACUGACGCCUCUGGCCUCACCGCACUUAUGAAGGCCUCCUUGGUUGGAGAUGAACAAGUAGUUGCGAUGCUAUUAGAAGCUGGGGCUGACCCUAACAUUGAGACAGCGGGAGCGGCGGCACAGCACUCAGCGCUACUCUCACCGCGUUCUCCUACUCACCCACCCUCCUCAGCAGCUGCAACACCUGCACCGGGAUAUACACCGCCCACAGCUGGCUGGACAGCAUUAGUAUACGCGUGCGCUGGAGCGGGUGCGGGAGGUGGAACAGGAUCGGGGGGAGCAGGGGGUGCGGGCGCCCUAGAAGUAGCAAGAAGACUGCUGGCAGCCGGCGCCAGAGUUGACGGCGCACCUGCCAGAGGAGAUGACGUUUGCACACUUACUCCUUUACAGAUGGCAUGUGGAGUUGGGAACUUGGAACUAGUGCAGUUGCUAUUGUCACACGGAGCGGAUCCGUUCUUGUCUACGCAACUUAAUGAUGCACUCUGCUAUUCUGCUGCUGCGCAGUACGGCUGCUACAGUGCUGUAGCCGUUUGUUGCACGCAUGGUCGUCGUAGCUGUCUACGUGCGGCUGUUCGAGGCGGAGCUCGAGGUGCAGGUGGGGGUGCAGUGCUGUCUCUGGAGGAAGUUCUUGCGGAGGGUGCACCACCCGCUGCUGGCCGGCCACCACCCUUCACCAAGCAACAACAACGCGCGUUACAGGAUGCCAUGUACUAUGCCGCGGAAACUGAUCAUUUGGAUAUAACCCUAGAGCUGCGAGCACUGGGAGUCCCUUGGUCAUUGCACGCUUGGACUCUUUCCUUGGCCGCCGCUGCUGAAGCCUCGCUAGACCAUGUGAUCGACCAAUUAUUACAGGACUUUUUACAAGUCUGUCCAUCCGACGACAGUCACUACAGCAAGCAAUUCAUUUACGAGUGCCUCCCUCUGCUUUUCAAUAUUUUACGCUAUAGCAAGAAAGAAGGCACAGUGUUGCUGCUAGCGGAUAUUUUAUGCGCGUGUUACGGUUGGGAGCCAGUACCUCGGGUCGCACCGCCCGCGCCCGCUCCGCCGCUACCAGCGCGAGUUGACCCUUCAUACGUUAAUAACCCAUCGCUCGCUGAUGUCACUUUCAGAGUUGAAGGUCGUCUUUUCUACGGCCACAAGAUUGUGUUAGUGUCGGAGUCAGCCCGCCUACGAGCUAUGUUGGCGCCGCCCCGUUCUGGCGAACCCUUGGCAGGAGCUGCUCCACCACUCGUGCAGAUAAACGACAUCCGAUAUCACAUAUUUGAGCAAGUAAUGAAGUAUUUAUACUCGGGUGGCUGCUCGGGCCUUGAAAUUCCGGACGGUGAUGUUCUGGAAGUGCUGGCAGCCGCGUCUUUCUUUCAGCUGCUUCCCUUACAGCGCUACUGUGAAGCACGAGCGGCACAAUCCGUAGACCUGCACAAUCUUGUAUCGGUUUACAUACACGCUAAAGUGUACGGUGCGACACAACUCCUGGAGUACUGUCAAGGAUUUCUCCUGCAAAACAUGGUCGCCUUACUUACUUACGAUGAUUCAGUUAAACGGCUGCUGUUUGGCAAGAGGCUCCCCGGACAUAAUGUGUUGGGGGCACUACUAACUACUUUGCAGAAAAGAAUCGAAUCAAGGAAAAACCAAGUCAAGAGCAGAUAGCAGACGUUAAGCAAAUAUUCUUCUCGAAAAAAAAACCCCUUUUGUAUAACUCUAUGAGAUAAAAUAGAUUUUUUCAGUCCAGAUUUAAUUAUGGGAUUCGCUUGAUAAACUAUUUUCUUUUUAAAAUACCUUUUUCUCUCGAUUAUUUCUUUCACAUUUUGGCAAAAAAAUGAAACAGAAGUAGUGUAGAAACUUUAUCUAAAACAUUUAAUCGCAAGUGUCAAAAAUUAAAUAAAUUUUCUUUUCAAAAGGAAAUAAAUGUAAAUAUUGUGCCUUAAAAAAAUAUUUUUACGAUUUUUCACGAACCUUUUUAAAUUAUAUUUUUAUUUAUUUAUUAAGUUAGUACCUACUUAUAGGCAUGGAAAUUUUAAUGCCAAGUUUUGUUUUCAUGAAUAAUGUAAUCAAAAAAAAAACCUGUCAAUAAAAUUUACCGAAAACAACAACAUGCGUCUAAAAAACUUACUGACUUCUUCAUGAUUUAUAAGCUAUAAAUAAAAUUGGUAUUAUAGCAUAAAAGCUUGUUCAGUAUAUUUCCUAAUAAAUUUACAUAUAAUUGCAUGAGCUUAAGCCUUAAACGCACAACCCGAUAAGUGACAAAGUUCUAACCUUACUCUUCAUGUACAUACAUACACCUUUUUUUCGAUGGUAUAUUCUAUGUUCUUCCAAUAAAAUUGUACAAAAACUCUUUCAUCUGUGUUAUAUAUAAUUUUUUUUUUGUCUGUUAGAUGUAUAGUGUUUAAUUAAUAUCAUGUGCUAUAAAAUCUAGAUUUUAUGUAACGAAAUAGCUGUUCAUUAUAUUUUCUGACGAAUGAAAUAGACUUAUAAAUGUAUUAAAAUAAUAUUGUGUAAUUAUUGUUGAAAUAAAAUUUGUAUUUUAUUAAAACCAAAA
Danaus plexippus (monarch butterfly) is the source of this 5840-nucleotide messenger RNA. RefSeq names its product ankyrin repeat and BTB/POZ domain-containing protein 3. The transcript is spliced from 24 exons. NCBI's taxonomy places the organism in Eukaryota, Metazoa, Arthropoda, Insecta, Lepidoptera, Nymphalidae. The record is from RefSeq and is a predicted model, not a curated record. Bases 23 to 4951 code for a protein of 1642 amino acids. Gene Ontology annotation, molecular function: protein heterodimerization activity.